AUAAAAGCGCUCAUAACCAAUAUCAGGCAGGUUUAAAUGUUAGUGCUCGAUAGAAACAUGCAAAUUGAUUUUAUUCUCAUCAUAAACCUCGUUCCAUUUAUAUGGUACUUACCUAUAUCGCACUCACAGGAUCUUGAGGAAAAGAAUUGGCUAGAUGCAUGUGACAUUCAGAGAAUGAAAAAAGGAGGUUUUGAGGUAGAACCUGCAAAACCAACAACUCCAAAGCCACCAUCUCGUCCUUCCCGACCACCUGUCAUACCUAUCGGUGCAGAAGGUGUUGUUACUUUCAGACCCUUGGCACCUAAAGAUGAUUUAUUGAAUGCAAUAAAGCAGAAAUUCGUCCUGGACGUGUUGGAAAGAGGUGGUUCCCUGGAGAAAGGCGAUUGGACGAAAGAUGCAAGAGGAUUUAUGUCAGAUUUCUAUGGUGAUGAUGAUGAUGAUUAUGAUUAUUACUCUUCCGGCGAGUGAAUUCAAUUUUUUCAACGAUUCUUCUGGUCGGCUUAUGAUUUCCGUACUUGUAUAUAUAAUGCACGAUUAAAAAAUCCCAGAUUUCCAUUUGGAAAUUGCGAAGACCAACAAAUAAAAUGUUUUGAAUUAUA
Coccinella septempunctata (seven-spotted ladybird) is the source of this 599-nucleotide messenger RNA. RefSeq lists its product as uncharacterized. The record is from RefSeq and is a predicted model, not a curated record. NCBI's taxonomy places the organism in Eukaryota, Metazoa, Arthropoda, Insecta, Coleoptera, Coccinellidae. The transcript has 3 exons. The coding region runs from base 37 to 468 and encodes 143 amino acids.